Messenger RNA from Culicoides brevitarsis, 3635 nucleotides. RefSeq names its product amyloid beta A4 precursor protein-binding family B member 1-interacting protein (gene pico). Gene Ontology annotation, biological process: signal transduction. Bases 374 to 3367 code for a protein of 997 amino acids. The record is from RefSeq and is a predicted model, not a curated record. The transcript has 7 exons. Lineage: Eukaryota; Metazoa; Arthropoda; Insecta; Diptera; Ceratopogonidae.
UUAAAAUUAAUUUUUUAAAAGGAAAUACGAAAUUACGAAUUAAAAAAAAUAGGAUUGAUAACAUCACAAAAAUUAUUCGGAAUUUUCGCGUUUCUUGUGAAUCAUAAAUCAAACAUCACAACUUCAACAAAGAAUGUGCCAUGAAGUCAUCGUCGAAGGCAUCGCUGCUGAUGGUGUGCAAAAGAUAAUAAAAAUAAAAUAUUAAUAAACGUUAAACACAGAAAUGGACAAUUUCAAACAAUAUUAAAAGAACAGAGAAAAAAUUAUUAUUUAUUUAUAUUAAAAUUAAAUUAAAUUGAUUGUCUCAUCAGCGCAUUCAUUGCCUGGCUGCAUCGUUUGUCGUGAUACAGAUUGCUUACAAGGAAUUUGAAAAAUGUCUUCGACAACUACGACAACUGUCGUAACGACGACGACACAACAGCAAGCCACACCGCAUGGCACACCGAAGAAAAGUAGCACAACGUUGCUGGCUGACACAGAUCCCGAUGCAUUACUCAGCGAAUGGCUUGGUGAAUUGGAAAAUUUAAUUGGGGGAUUAGACGUCUCCAGUCCUUCAUUACCUUCCAAACCGCGUCUUCGUCCGAAAAGUCAAAAUUCGGAAAACAGUCGAACAGACUCGUAUCGCUUCUCGAUGGCAAAUCUCGAGGAGACGCACGAGUCCGAGUUAGACGCCAUUUUGGGAGAACUUAGUUUGUUAGAGAAACGUCAAGAUACCAUUCAUCGUCGAGGUCACAGCAGAAACAACUCGAUAGUUUCCGGCAUGACAAAUACCACAAUUUCGUCAGAAGCCAGCGGCUGCGUUACCGCAAAUGGCAAUGUUGCAACAGAAAAUGGCAUCAACGGAGUCAACCGAGAGCCGAGAACAGACAGUCCGGAUAAUGAUUCGGCAUUUAGUGACACAGUGUCGCUCAUGUCGAGUGAAAGCUCGGCUUCGAGUGGCGUUAGUGCCGCACAUAAAGCCAUGAAUAAUGGUCAAGGAGUUUUACAGAAUCAGAUGGACAGUGCAAAAGUUGCCAAAAUCCAACUUGCUCUUCAAAAGCUCGAACAAGCAUCCGUUCGACGACUUUUCGUAAAAGCCUUCAGUGCUGAUGGCGCUUCCAAAUCCCUCUUAGUGGAUGAAACAAUGACUUGUGGACAUGUCACGAGAUUACUCGCUGAUAAGAAUCAUGUACCGAUGGAACCACAUUGGGCACUUGUUGAACAUUUACCAGAUUUACAGAUGGAACGAUUGUUCGAAGAUCAUGAGUUACUUGUUGAUAAUUUGAUGUUAUGGAGUCGCGAUUCCAAGAAUCGUGUGUUAUUUUUGCAGCGAGAAGAUAAAGUUUCUCUAUUUAAUUCGCCCGAAACGUAUUUGCCUGGUACACAAAUGGCACCUGGUAGUGAUCAUGAUGAACAUACAAGAUCCAUGUUGCUUGAAGAAUUCUUCUCAAGUGGCGGUCAAAUUCAACUUGAAGGACCACUUUACCUCAAGAGUGACUCAAAGAAAGGCUGGAAAAAGUAUCAUUUCGUAUUGAGAGCUUCCGGCUUGUAUUACUACCCGAAAGAGAAGACAAAGUCUUCGAAGGAUCUUUUAUGCCUUGCAUUAUUUGCGGGACAUGAUGUUUAUCGCGGCAUCAGUUGGAAGAAAAAGAAUAAGGCUCCAACGGACUUUACCUUUGCUCUACGUUGCCCUAAAGCUCCUCCUGGCGCUAAAGGAGCACGCGCGAUCAAAAUGUUGUGCACAGAAAAUAUUGAAGAGCUCGAUAAAUGGGUGACUGCCAUCCGAAUUGCAAAAUACGGCAGAAAAGUUUUGGAUAAUCACAAAGUUUUAUUGGAGGAUUUGGCACGUGAAGAAUUGGAUAAACUCAGUUCGGCGAGAAGUGGUAGUAUGGGAAGUAUUGCGUCAGCGGUGCCAUCUCAAUGUAGCAGUAAUGGAAGCAGUAAUGGCAGUAAUCCAGGCGGAUCCUUGCCUAAUGGAAAUGGUCGCUUAUCACGUGCUUCAAGUUCGAGCUCCAGCGGAUGUUUAUCCGAUGAUAACAAUGGAUUUGAUUCGGAAUUUACGACUGGUACGAUUAAGAGAAAGCCAACGAUGAAACCAAACUUACCAUUGACUUCGAUGACGGGCAAACUUAAAGAAGUUGGUGAAAAUACGAGAUUUUCUGAUUCAAAUCCUGCCUCGCCAGAACGUGGAGGAACUUUAACAAGACGUCACAGUCGCAAACGAAGUGAAGAGUCAAAUAAUGGAACACUGAAACGACGAACAAGUCGAAACUCGGUAGAUAGUUCGAAUGCUUCAACACCAACAAUUACUCCGACAAAUAGUAUUCCCGGCACUCCAGUUGCUGGCAAUGCGAAUGUCUUUGUGAACGGAGACCCGAAUCUCGUGAGUCCUUUGGAAAUGAUGCCAUCUUGCAUGAGUGAUUCCAUGUUCUCAUUGCCACCGCCUCCAGAUGAUUUGAAUAGUACAUUAUCGUUAUCGACCUUGUCAUUGGACUCUCUUCCUCCUCCGCCUAGUCAGUGCGAAUUGGAUAGCAAUCUCUCUGGGUCGCAAAUUUCCCUUGCUUCCCUACCGCCUCCGCCGCCCGAAUUGAGUCCUAUUGUUAACACAUAUGCCACAGCUCGCAUGCAUCCCGAAGUCGAAUGUCCAAAGAAGCCCGUCGUGGCGUUCCAACUGCCAUCACAGCAACAACAACAACAACACUCAUCACCUCAAAAGUCGCAAAUCCCGCCACAGCCAAAUCCAAAGCCAGAACCGAUCUACGCCUCGAGUCUCAAGUCAUCCAUCAAGGCACCGCCAUACAAGAGUCCUCCACCGUACAACGGAAAUCUCAAUGGAAACAGCAACUCCCUACCACCGCCAGCCUUAAAAUCCGUCUCAUUCGCUGAAUCGCCCGUGUUAUUGCGUCGCAAAGUUUGUUUCGAAGAUCAAGUUCAAACGAUCCCAAUUUCACCGAAACGUGGCAAUAGUGCGCCUCUUCCUCCGCCACGCGCAGAAGUCACGCGUCUCAGUCAAACAUCACCCAAACGAUUGGUAGAUUCAAUUUCCAAUCCGCCACAAAACUUCUUGAAAGACCUUCAACGUGUGAUGCGCAAAAAAUGGUCCGUUUCACAAAAAUGCAAACAAGAUCCAGCAACAACCCCUCAUGAAGUUCUUGGAUUCCGUGAUGUUCCCGUUGGGCAAGAUGCUUCGUCGCACUAUUACAACAGCGCAAAUGUCUCGCAUUGGAUUCAGGAGAACUUUGGAGACCAACUAUACGACAAUUUAGGCUCCAAUAUGGGCGUCGAACCGAAUUUCCCGAAACAAUUUGCGCAAAAACGUCCUCCACCCCCGCCGCCAAAGCGAAGCGAUUCAACGCACUUGACUUCGACUCACCAUCAAAGAGUGUAAGCAAGGAUAACGGAUAAAAUCGAGGACAUGAACCACAUUUCAUUUUCAUAUCCUGUGAAAAUGAAACAUGAUAAUUUAAAAAAAAUGUCCUCAAAAACGGUUGGAAUGUGAUCAAGUUCUUUCAAAAUAUUGAACGAAAAAAUAUUUUAUAACUAAAACUACCUAAAAAAAUAUAAUAUUUAAUAAGAAAAUAUAUAAUGAGCAAAUUUUUUUUACAUAAUAAUAAAAUUUAUACAAGAAAUAUGUAAAAAAUGAACAAAAAGCAUGG